GUUUCCUUACGGACCCUUUUCUGAACUGCACUCGCAUUUCAUGUGUUGUGUGGUGAGAGUUUGGAAAAUAAUCCGUUUAUUUUGUAUAAUUAUCUAUCUUGACAUAUUCCUGUGACAUACACAGAAACACCCCUGCGGUAUGUCCGGUGAUCCCAGCCGGUCCUCGGCGGAGGUAGAUCUGGGUUUCCUGGAGGAGGCGGAGCCGUGGCGGCUUCUCUCCCCGCAGUUCCCCAGUAAAGUCGGUGGGAAACCGGCGUGGCUCAGCCAGACAGGCCUGCCCACAGUGCCCGAGCUGGAGUGUGACAUAUGCCGCCUGCCUCUGGCCUUCCUGCUGCAGGUGUAUGCACCAAUUUCUGGUCAGGACAGAAGUUUCCACAGAACACUCUUUGUGUUCUGCUGUAAAACUCGUGAGUGCUACACAUGCAACGAUAGCCGCUGUGUGAAAGUUUUCAGUUGCCAGCUGCCGAGGAGGAAUGAGUUCUACCCCUACGAUCCUCCAGAGGAUAAACCCUCCAGCGAUUGUGAACCGGACCAGAGUGUGUUGCCUGUCUCUGGAAUUAAACUAUGCUGGGUGUGUGGUUGUCCCGGCAACAAAGCCUGUUCCCGCUGUCACACUGUAAGCUACUGUGGAAAACACCACCAGACCCUCCACUGGAAACACACACACAAGAGGGAGUGUUGCACUCAAGAAGCGUCCAUUGUCACAACUUCAACCUUCCUCUUCCCUGAGUCUGAGCUGGUCACUGAACUUGAGGAGAAGGAAGACACAAAGAAGGAUGUAGAAGAGAAAGGGAGUGAAGAGUGUCCCUCCUUAGCAGACACUCUGGCAGAGACGGACCUGGAGGAUAUGGCUAUGCAUGAGACUGAAGACAACAAAGUGUUCCAGCGGUUUAAAAAGAGGAUCGCACCAGAACCACACCAGGUGGUGCGUUACAGUCGAGGGGGCUCCCCCUUGUGGGUCUCUUUUCAGCAGAUCCCUUGCGAUCAGGAUAUCCCAGCAUGCACCUGUGGCGCCAAAAGGACUUUUGAGUUUCAGGUGAUGCCGCAGCUGUUAAACAGUCUGUGUGUGGACUCGACUGCAGCCAGUAUCGACUGGGGGACACUGGCUGUCUAUACGUGCUCUGCCAGCUGUAACCAUGACGACCAAUACCGCCCCGAGUUCAUCUGGAAACAGGACUUCAGCUCAGAUCACACGCAGAUGAAGCCCACAUAAGAUCUUCCUGCUGCUGGACAGAGUUCAGGGUGCAUGUGAAAGAGCAGCAGUGAAGAAACUGUUUUUCAUUCGUCGUGAUGUUGCUCCCCAUUUAGUAGAAUGGACAUCUGCUGCUGCUCGUCUAACUGAUGACACACAGAUCAAAUUAAAAUCAGUGUCAUUAAGCUGGCCGAGAGAGGAAUCUUUCUAAGACUGUCGAGGACAAUAAAGAUGUUUUUGGAGUGCAAAAAUUCACCAUCUAUAUUAAUUCUAUUAGAAGUUUAGACAGGAUUUAUAGUUCUGGUUUCUUAACACUUCCAAAUAUUUCCUAUUAUACUUUAAAAUUCUUUCUGCUAAGAACAAGGUUUCUGGUGGUAUGUCUGACCUAAGUGGUUUGUGGGUUAUGUGCUACAUACCAUACCAUACAGUAAGCCUAUUGAAGCAAAUAGUCAGAAAGACAAACAUAAUAACAAGCAUUCAUCUGCUUAUUAACAUUUUUCUGUUUGUUCGAGACAAACAAUUUAAAUAUUAGCAAAAUACUACUUGUCAAUUCUAUCAUAACAUUGGUCACAAUAGAUAACGUUUCCAGUAAUAAAAGCUCUAUAAAUGUCA
Cyclopterus lumpus (lumpfish) is the source of this 1804-nucleotide messenger RNA. It is a transcript of the gene pdcd2, whose product is annotated as programmed cell death 2. The transcript has 8 exons. Lineage: Eukaryota; Metazoa; Chordata; Actinopteri; Perciformes; Cyclopteridae. The record is from RefSeq and is a predicted model, not a curated record. Bases 140 to 1213 code for a protein of 357 amino acids. Gene Ontology annotation, cellular component: cytoplasm; nucleus.